Panonychus citri (citrus red mite) is the source of this 1612-nucleotide messenger RNA. RefSeq names its product sodium-dependent glucose transporter 1C-like. The record is from RefSeq and is a predicted model, not a curated record. Lineage: Eukaryota; Metazoa; Arthropoda; Arachnida; Trombidiformes; Tetranychidae. Gene Ontology annotation, biological process: transmembrane transport. The transcript has 4 exons. The coding region runs from base 251 to 1606 and encodes 451 amino acids.
AAACAACAAGCAAAUAUUAUUAAGUUUCAUAAUCAUUAACAAGACUUGUAAUUUGAUUAACAUUCAGUCAACAAUGAAUAUGAUAAGAAAACUUAAAAUGUGCUCAAUUUAGUGAUUAACUAAUCGUCUCUACUUUAAUCAACUAUCUAGACAAUAGUGUUAAUCUUAUUGACGAUAAUGCCAAGUAAAUGAUAUACAUAAUAAAUUGAAUUUUUAAUCGUUAAACUAAUCAAUCGAAAAAGACUAGAAAAUGGAAUUGAUUAAAUUUAUCCAGAACAACCAAUACAAAAUCUUCAAGACACUUUUAACUUAUAUGACCUUCGUUGGCCAUGGUUGUAUCAAUACCUUAGUGGGCAGUUCGUUACUUGACCUUCAGAUUUUAGUUCAACGUUCAUUUGAAAUAACAUCACGAAUGGUUCCCGCUCGUUCAAUUGGAUAUGUGAUCGGUGCUUCAUCGUGUGGCCUUUAUGAGAAACGUAUCGAUGAUUAUCUCGUCCUCUCGAUAUCGACUCUUAUUUGUGCGAUUUGUAUCUCUCUAUCUCCAUGGUUCACUCAGCUUGAAUAUGUGUUCAUUUUGAUGAUAGUCGCUGGUUUUGCUCAAGGAGUUUUCGAUAUUUAUUGUAACGUGAUUAUCUUGAGGAUUUGGGGUGAAAACGGAAUCAACUGGUUACAAGUUUUACACAUGUCUUAUGGUCUUGGUGCUUUAAUUGCACCAAUUUUCACCCGACCUUUUCUACUUCCAAACAUCGAAUCAGCUGAUUUCAACUCAUUGAUAAAUAUAAAUAAUGUAACACACACUAAUACGACAACAUCUAAAAGUUAUUCUCCUGACGAUGUUAAAGUUCAAUAUGCUUUCGGAAUAGUUGGAGGUAUGCUAAUGGUUGUUUCAAUUCCAUACUUUUUCUGUUACCUUCAUGAUAGAAAAGCUGAGAAAAUUGGAGUUAAAGAAGUGAAAUUGAAACAAGUCAAAUCAGAGGCCAGUUCAGUCGCGAAAGCGGGUGCUGUCAUUAUAGCUGCUUUGGUUGCGAACUUUUCAUUUGGAACCGAAUCUGUUGUGGGUAAUUUGGCCACAGCAUUUGGAGUUAAUGCCGACGUUAAAAUGGACAAAAAAGAUGCGGUUCUAUUGACAACUUGUUACUGGACAAUGUAUUCAUUUUAUCGAUUGAUUUUCAUCCCAUUGACAAUAUUCAUUAAAGAGGAUCGCCUAUUUGUGGUCAAUUUAUUCAUUAUAAUCAUCGCCAUAAUUGUUAUGGUUCCUCGAGCUGCUUCUCAGUCAACAUUUACCUGGAUUUCCUUCAUCUUAUUGGGUAUUGGCCAUUCACCAAUAUUUUCAAUAGCCUAUGGUUCAUUGGGAAAAUAUUUCCAUGUUUCAAAUUUUAUGACAUCGUUUAUAUUCAUCAAUGGUGUUAUUGGUGAAACGAUUCACGUUUCAAUUGUUUCCAAAUUUGUUGAAUCAAAACCAAUAUUUUUCAUUUAUUAUCUUGGCUCCAUUUCCAUUAUUUUUGUUAUAAUUAGUGGAACACUUCCAGUAUAUUGCAAGAAAGUAAUUAAAAAACCAAAGGCUCACUUCACCAGCGUACCUGCUGAAGAGAUGCAAGAACUUUGAACGAAA